Dentiscutata erythropus is the source of this 1221-nucleotide messenger RNA. NCBI's taxonomy places the organism in Eukaryota, Fungi, Glomeromycota, Glomeromycetes, Diversisporales, Gigasporaceae. The record is from the annotation of a GenBank genome assembly.
AUGACCACAUUAAUAGAAAAUUGUUUCGAUCCUAAUGAACGUAUCGGUAAAUUCAUCGAUAAUGGCCGUUUAGAGUUAACUAGUAUCCUUGGUAUAGGUGCUUACGGUGUGGUCUACUCUGCAAAGCAUGUCAAUCGACGCGCCUAUGCUGUAAAGUGUAUGCCAAAGAAUAAUUUAGAUGCGAGACAGCGAAGAUUACAUGCGACUGAGAUAAACCUUCAUGCUCAGGUUUCUGGUCAUCCAAACAUAAUAAGUUUGGAAAAUGUUAUUGAUACUGAUGAUUCCUUGAAUGUUGUUCUCGAAUAUUGUCCUGAAGGUGAUCUAUUCUCUAUGAUUACCGAAAAAGGUGGUUAUCUUGGAAAUGACCAUCUUAUCAAACAAGUUUUCGUUCAAAUUCUGGAUGCUGUUCAAUAUUCUCAUUAUAACGGUAUCUAUCAUCGUGAUCUAAAACCUGAAAACAUUCUUGUUUUUGAUGGUGGAAGAACUGUUAAACUUGCUGACUUUGGUUUAGCUACUACUGAUGUCUGGUCAAAAGAUUUCGGUUGUGGUUCUACCUUUUAUAUGAGUCCUGGUGGUCUUAAUAAACAAGUACGAGGUUACGCAACUGCUCCUAAUGAUGUUUGGUCUUUAGGUGUUAUUUUAAUUAAUAUUACUUGCGGUCGUAAUCCGUGGAAGCAAGCUUGUCUUCGUGAUGAAACCUUUUCCAUGUAUCUUCAAGAUCGCGAUUUUCUAAAGACUAUACUUCCACUUUCGGAUGAGUUAAAUGAUAUUUUAAAGGACAUUUUUAAUCCUAAUCCUGAAAAGCGUAUAACAUUAGAUGAACUUAAAGAACGUAUAUUGGCUUGUGAACAGUUUACUGUAUCUGAAGAUGAUGUAAAGACUACUCAACAAGAUGAUGAGUUUAUUAAUAUUUGUGAUAUGCCAAUAUCAACUGUUGCUCCACGUGAGAUAUGUAACUAUUCAUCCUCGAGUUCCUCAGCUACUGCUUGUUCUUGGUAUUCAAUGAAUAGUGAGAUGGAUUUCUCCACCCCUCCUUCAGAAUUUUUAGUCGAUUAUGACCGUUGUUUCUCCUCUUCAACGAGUUCUUCGUCUUCUCUGUCCACAUUAGCAAAUAGUCAACCUGACUUGAUUAAAUGUUUUAAUCAUGACUUAGGAAUCAGUUUGAAAUGUGGUGACCUUAUAAUGGAUGAUCAUAUCCUUCAAACUGAUUGCAUAUUUUAG